UUGACAGGUUUUAAUUAUUUAGUUGUCAGUAUCAAACAAAUACAUAUUCAAUUUCAAUAAAAACUUUAAUUUAAUUCUUAAUAAAAUAAUAGUUAUGUAGAGAGUGAUAUGCAUUAAAUUGUACCUAUGACUGGAGCUAACGUCCAAUUUCAUAACCCUCCUCCCUUGUAUCAUGAACAUGGGGGGACUGUCGUGCCAAGUGGUUCUGUAGAAGCAGGUGCACCCCCUACAUAUGAAGAGGCUAUAAAUCCAAAUGCUCCACCUCCUUCAUAUGAUUCCCUCUUCGGAAGGGUACGAGAGGCUCAAAAAACUAGCAAAGGUGUUUUGGAGUUUAUGAAAAAUAUUGUUAUUAUAGUUUUAGGAACACUUGGUUGUACAAUAAUAUUAGGAGUUACAAUUGUUAUUCCAAUAUGCAUGAUAGUUAUGGGGUCCAUUUAUUUACAUGACUGUCCUCAAGGGGAAUACAUUCCUGUAUAUUUAUUAGUAGGCGGUAUAUUUGGUAUAGUCAAACAACUUUUACAUUUGUCGGCAAGAGUGAGGCAAACAGAAGAGGAGAGGCAAGAAGAAAAUUUAAGGCAAUCUCCAACACAAACAUUAUUAAAUUGUUUUAUGCUUGGAUGGUUUAUAAUAGGUUCCGUUUGGGUGUAUAAAGAAUAUGAACCAAACUAUGAUCCGACUUUUGGCAAAUAUUGCAACAAAAAUUUAUACUUGUUUGCCUUUUGGUUAAUAACAUCUGUGUAUAUAUUAUUAGGUAUGGUUACAGUUUGUUUGUGUUCCAUUAGUAUAGCAACUGUGGUAUUUCACACCGAACAAAGAGACGAAAAUGAAGUCAAUGGCCGCCUUUGGUAAAAUGAAAUAAUG
Anoplophora glabripennis (Asian longhorned beetle) is the source of this 861-nucleotide messenger RNA. RefSeq lists its product as uncharacterized. The coding region runs from base 127 to 849 and encodes 240 amino acids. The transcript has 5 exons. NCBI's taxonomy places the organism in Eukaryota, Metazoa, Arthropoda, Insecta, Coleoptera, Cerambycidae. The record is from RefSeq and is a predicted model, not a curated record.